Messenger RNA from Eurytemora carolleeae, 1093 nucleotides. RefSeq lists its product as uncharacterized. The coding region runs from base 27 to 1004 and encodes 325 amino acids. The transcript has 10 exons. The record is from RefSeq and is a predicted model, not a curated record. NCBI's taxonomy places the organism in Eukaryota, Metazoa, Arthropoda, Copepoda, Calanoida, Temoridae.
UCUAAUAAAUAAAUAUUUCAGAAAAAAUGUCAGCAUUGUCUGAAUCCAGUAGUCUUGUUCGUCGUCCGUCCAAUAAAGAUGGCGGAGUAAUUAACCAUGAUUGGCCCACGCUUCUCCUCGUCUUUGCAGCAUUUAUCACGUUUGUGGUGACCGCUGCGUUCAAUGGACUCAAUGGGUCAGGAGCAGGAUUAGGAUCGGUUUUUAUCAACACAGUUGGGAAUAUAAGUGAUAAAUACUAUACAUAUGUAACACCAGCAGGAUUUACAUUUACAAUCUGGUCUGUUAUAUAUCUAUGGAUAGCUAUUUCUUUGGUUGCUCUGAUUGUAUCCCUCUUCAUGCACAAUCAGAAAGGAAGGUUGUACCUAAACCCUUUGUUUGCAUCUCCUCUUCUCAUGGUUACAAUGUCGGUCAACUUUAUUCUCAACCUAGCCUGGAUAUUCAUAUUUGAUAGAGAGUAUUUGAUUGCUGCAUGUGUUAUACUGAUACUGAUCGCUGCUACUGGUAUUGCUGUGGUUGGAAUGAUGGCUAGAAAUGUAGAAAAGUAUAGUGAAGAAUAUGCUAAGGGAACUGAUAUGUUUAUCUGGGGGAUUCUUUACAGAUUUAUGAUGAAUGGGUUCGCAGUCUACGCUACCUGGACUGUAAUUGCCAGCUUAUUAAACUUUACCAUAGCUCUAGUAUAUGCAGGAGAUACUGAUUUAAAGGCAACUAGCUUGGCUGCUCUAUCCUUACUGGUCAUAUUUCACGUAACCUGGUUUAUUCUAGAGAACUUUGUUUUUGAUAAGUAUGUCAGGUACCUAUUAACCCCCUAUCUGGUUGUUAUGUGGGCUAGUAAUGGUAUCCGUGCUAGCCUAGCGAGUAAAUCAGAUACGCCUGCAGAGAUCACCUCGUUUGUUCUAAGUAUCCUUGUGAUAGCAAGUAUAACUAUGAUAAUACGUAUAAUUAUUGUUGUCGUCAGAUCUCUCAGGAAGCCAGAAAAGAAAAGAAUUUCAGUUUCUGCGAUUUAGAUGUAUGUAGAGCUAUAUAUAUGUAUUUGAUUAUACACUAUGCUCCAAAAAACAUGGGAACUAAAAGACGACCUAAAAAUAUUCUUAAU